Galendromus occidentalis (western predatory mite) is the source of this 309-nucleotide messenger RNA. RefSeq names its product cytochrome c oxidase subunit 6A1, mitochondrial. Gene Ontology annotation, molecular function: enzyme regulator activity. Gene Ontology annotation, biological process: mitochondrial electron transport, cytochrome c to oxygen. The record is from RefSeq and is a predicted model, not a curated record. Lineage: Eukaryota; Metazoa; Arthropoda; Arachnida; Mesostigmata; Phytoseiidae. The transcript has a single exon. Gene Ontology annotation, cellular component: mitochondrial inner membrane; respiratory chain complex IV. The coding region runs from base 1 to 309 and encodes 102 amino acids.
AUGGCUAGUAUUUUGGGCAGAGUUGCUCGGAGAUUCGCGUCAACCGCUGUCAAGGAUCAUCAGGAUCAUGAAGCGGCUGCUCUCCUUUGGAAGAGACUCUCCCUUUUCGUUGCCCUGCCCGCGGUAGUCAUCGUCGGCAUCAACACUUACCUUCACGAACUUGAACAUCAUAAACACGAGCAGCGACCUGAGUUCAUCCCCUGUGAACACCUCGGCAUCAUCAACAAGCCAUUCCCAUGGGGAGACGGGAAGCAUGGCUUGCUUUUCAACAAGAAAGUCAACUUCACUCGCGACGGCUACGAAGAUUAA